AUAUGUAAUUAACACUUUGCAGUGUAUUAAAUCAUUGUUCUUCUUUUUGCAGUCCUGCAGAAUGAGUUAUCCCGGGUAUCCUCCUGCCGGUGGUUAUCCACCUGCUGCUCCAGGUGGCAACCCCUGGGGGGCUCCCAGCUACCCUCCUGCAAAUCCUCCUCCAAUUGGGCUAGAAAAUGUUGGAAGCUAUGCCAACCAGUUUAAUCCAGACUAUAUGUCAGGCAUGGCUUCCAACAUGUCGGGAACGUUUGGUGGCGCCAACGUGCCGCAGAGCAUGUACCCUCCAGUCCCCGGUGGCUACCCCCCGGUUCCCCCAGGAGGCUUUGGACAAGCUCCUGGAGGCUUUGGGCAACCUCCUCAAGGACAGCAGCCGUCUUACGGAAUGUACCCGCCAGCGCCAGGAGGAAACCCGCCAACAGGAAUGCCAUCUUAUCCAGGGUAUCCAGGUGGCCCGAUGCCAGGAGCAGGACAGCAGCCCCAGCCGUAUCCUGGGCAACAGCCAUAUCCUGGGCAGCAGCCAAUGCCGCCGCCAGGGCACCAGCAGCCUAUGCCAAGUUACCCUUCUGGCCCAGCUGUUAAUCCUUCUAUGCCAUCUUAUCCAGGACCAACAGUGCCCACCAUCACUCCCGGAGUGUCUGGAAACCGAGGCACAGUCCGUGAUGCUCCAUCCUUUGACCCUCUGAGGGACGCAGAGGUAUUGAGGAAAGCCAUGAAAGGGUUUGGAACCGACGAGCAGGCAAUCAUUGAUUGUCUGGGAAGUCGCUCAAACAAGCAACGCCAGCAGAUUCUGCUCUCUUUCAAAACAGCUUAUGGAAAGGAUUUGAUCAAGGACCUGAAGUCUGAGCUUUCCGGCAACUUCGAGAGGACAAUCUUGGCAAUGAUGAAGACUCCUGUCCAGUUUGAUGUUUAUGAAAUAAAAGAAGCCAUCAAGGGAGCUGGCACGGAUGAAGCCUGCCUGAUAGAAAUCUUGGCGUCUCGCAGCAAUGAGCACAUUCGGGAAAUCAGUCGGGCAUACAAAGCAGAGCAUAAGAAAACUUUGGAAGAAGCCAUCAGAAACGACACAUCUGGACACUUCCAGAGGCUUUUAAUCUCACUGUCUCAGGGAAACAGAGAUGAAAGUACCAGUGUCAACAUGGCGGCUGUCCAAAGCGAUGCUCAGGCGCUGUAUGCAGCAGGAGAAAAUCGACUUGGGACUGAUGAAUCCAAAUUCAAUGCAAUUCUCUGUGCCAGAAGUAAAGCUCACCUAAUAGCAGUUUUCAGUGAAUAUCAGCGAAUGUGUAACCGUGACAUUGAGAAGAGCAUAAUCAGAGAGAUGUCGGGAGACCUCGAAUCUGGGAUGCUGGCAGUAGUUAAGUGUGUAAGAAAUACACCUGCUUUCUUUGCAGAGAGGCUGCACAAGGCCAUGAAGGGAGCUGGAACCAAAGACCGGACUCUCAUUCGCAUCAUGGUGUCACGCAGUGAGGUUGACCUGCUAGACAUAAGGCAGGAAUACAAGAGGAUGUAUGGCAAAUCUCUCUACACAGACAUUACGGGUGACACUUCUGGAGACUACAGGAAAAUCCUGCUGAAAUUGUGCGGUGGAAACGACUAAGUUGAGUCCCCUGGAAUAUUGUUUUUUGGUUUUUUUUAAAAGAAUCAUUUAUGCUAUCAUUUCACACAUGCUGUCAAAACUCCAAAUAUCCAGAAGAUUUUCUCUAAAGUGCCACGUUAUUCCUUUCUUGAAUAAUAUAUCAUGAGUACAGAAAUAAAUCCUGCUAUAGAGAGAGAGGCUGCUGCACCAGAUAGCUGUAGAGUUCACAAACAGGUUUUUGCUUUCUUAUGGGGGGGGGGACACACUCCACUGUAUCGAAGUGGCUUGUGUUGCAUGAAUAGCUUUUGUUUGGAAACGCCUUUAUUUGUGCGUGCCAAAUGAUUCUAUACAGCUUUGUGUCUUACAAAAAAAAGUACAAAACAUUUUUUGUAUGUGUGGUGCAUGGUGCAUUUGAUAUCUACAUGCUUGUUGCUUAAAUUAAAAAAAUAAAUCCUGUUCUGAAGAGUGAUUGGGUAGACUUUCAGACCCUGUUCACUCACUGCUGUUCAAGGAGAAAUGUAAAAGUCUGGCUAGAAUCUUUAUGCUGCCUUAUGUUGUUUUGAAUGCUGGAUCUCCCUGAAGUCUGUGAUAUUGUCCCUAAAUUGAAGGAAAAGGGAUGUGGUGCAUUGGCAGAAUUCAGGACCAAGAUGUUAGGAAGUCUGCCAGGGUGUUGUCAUUAGGGUCCCUCCGAAUGUCCUGUUUCAUGUGCAUUCUUGCAGAUUUAUGCUCCUGCUGAUAACCUGGUGGUUAUGCAUGACCCCACUUCCAAGAGUGCACCUGCAAAAAUGUGGUACAGCUAUGUUUUCCUCUAGAAACGUUUAUUUUUGUCCCAUUUUCACGUGCUAAGAGUGCAAGACUGCUAUUGAAGCAUCACAGAACAACUAAGACAGCGGGAUAGUGUCUUAAUGCACUAUUGUGUCAAUGGCAUGUUACAAAGCACACCCACAAAAACCUAAGUCUGCUAAGGCUUAUACUUGCCAAUGAGAGCUUUCCUUUCCAAGAGGUAAUAGCAGCAUGAAAUGGAGCAGUUUUUUUUUCCAGAGUUGGGAAAAGGAGAGGAAAGGGCUUAAUCUCUCUGCACAUGCAGAAUCCCAACACUUCAAACACACACAGCCAUUUUUAAAACUUAAAAAUCUAUUGGCUUUCUGUUGAUGUCUUCAGCGUCAUAUCUACAGUAGUUUAGCUCUCAGGGACAGCCUACAAUCAAACAAAUAUUUCCACUCAUUCGUUUUUCGAUAUGCGGAGGAUCAGCUUUUUCUCUUGAAAGCAACAUGUGAACAAGGCUUCAUUGUUAGAAAAGGCUGCUUUACAAGCUCCAAACAUUUUAUUAGAAUACAGGAACACAGAAGUCAAUGGAGAUUCCACAUAAAAUGCUCCUCUUUUACAAAAAUAGGCACAAAGGAAACCCCCAUUGAUUUAAGCGUUCAGCACAUGUUUCACUUUCCCCAUUCAGUUCCCUGAUUCUUAGAUGGACUUGCCGCUAGCAUGAUCCAGCCAAAGUUGUCUUUCAAUCUGAGUGUAUGCCAAAGCUUUUUCUCUUUGCGUGUUUUUGUAGAAUUCUACCUUAAAAUCAAAUAUAUAAUUUUUUAAAAGAUGAUUUGUACAAAUAAACCAAAUUAGUACCCAA
Podarcis muralis (Common wall lizard) is the source of this 3197-nucleotide messenger RNA. The record is from RefSeq and is a predicted model, not a curated record. Lineage: Eukaryota; Metazoa; Chordata; Lepidosauria; Squamata; Lacertidae.